GAUUCAACGACGCCGGUCCCACAGCACUACUCCUAGAGAGACAUGGCAUCGACGGAAACGUUGACCCAGGUCAGCUCUGCUGGUGCGGAUGGUCAAUUUAAAAAAGCAUCAGAAGAGGAAUAUGACCCAUACCAGCAUCGUAGUGUCGACAAACCGAUCUCCACAGUUGGAACGUUCAUACAUGUGAUGAAAGGAGCCAUGGGAAUCGGGAUCUUAUCGAUGCCGUACGCCAUACGGAAUGGAGGACUCGUUUUUGGAGUUAUCGGAACGUUCCUUCUAGGAUUACUCUAUUCAUAUUGUGUGCAUCUACUAGUCGGUACCGCAUAUAAAAUCUGCAAAAGAGAUCGUGUCCCUAUGCUGACAUAUGCUCAAACAGUUGAUCGUGCGUUUGCCCUAGGUCCAGUCAGGACGAGGCCGUUGGGCAAAAUAUUGAAAACUUUUAUCGAUUACUACUUCAUGAUUACGUUUGCGCCCAUGGUUUAUAUGGUCUUCGUCGGUACCACUCUACACGACGUUAUCAACAGUAGAACUGAUCUUGACUGGGACGUUCGCAUCUAUAUUUUAAUGGCCGCGAUACCAGCGAUUGUGAUAACCCAAGUGAGGGAGAUCAAAUAUCUGGUCCCCUUCUCGGCCAUCGCGACGACGUUGAUCAUUGCCAAUGUCGUGAUUUCCUUAUAUUACAUCUUUAGAGAACCUCUUUCUACUGACGAUCGGGACCUAUUUCCAACAUUUAGUUCGUUGACGAAAUUCCUCGGAUCAGCAUUUUUUGCGUUCGAUGCAACUGUACUUAUUUUUCCCGUUUCAAAUCAGAUGAAAAAUCCUCAGCAUUACCUCGGCUGCCCGGGAAUUGUGAAUGUCAACAAUAUUUGCUUGGGAUUCUUGUAUAGCUUUCUUGGGCUGAUGGGAUACCUCCGUUACGGCGAUGCAAUUCAGGGCGCUAUCACGCUAAACUUCCCAACCGAAGAAAACUUGGCGUUAAUCGUCCAAGUCCUGUCGGCCGUUGCACUUCUCUUCUCGAUUGGCAUAUUUUUUUAUGUCCCACAAGAAAUCAUAUGGCGUAAGCUGCAUCGCCGAGUUAAACCACAGUGGCACAUGAUCGUGCAGUCGUUCAUUAGGUUGUUAUAUUUAGCAGCGAUCGUUGGCAUUGCGUGUGGAAUUCCAGAUAUCGGAACUUUCGUUGGAAUGAUCGGAUCCAUGUUCAACCCUAUCUUAGACCUCUGGUUUCCUGUACUGGUCGACACCGUUUUCCGAUGGCCUUCAGACUUUGGUUGGAUGAAGUGGCGGUUGGUAAAGAACAUUUUGAUGGCUGCAUUUGGAUCAUUUGUUAUGAUAACCGGGACUAUAUUCAGCGUAAAAGACAUCAUUGAGCUAUAUGAUUAGUGUGUCGCGGGAUGACUAUUGCGUACAACAAAAAAGCCCUUAUGCUUCAUAAACCAAAUA
This is a messenger RNA of Anopheles coustani, 1440 nucleotides long. Its product is annotated as proton-coupled amino acid transporter-like protein CG1139. The transcript has 6 exons. The record is from RefSeq and is a predicted model, not a curated record. Gene Ontology annotation, cellular component: vacuolar membrane. Lineage: Eukaryota; Metazoa; Arthropoda; Insecta; Diptera; Culicidae. Gene Ontology annotation, molecular function: amino acid transmembrane transporter activity. Gene Ontology annotation, biological process: amino acid transmembrane transport. The coding region runs from base 43 to 1380 and encodes 445 amino acids.